AUGGUUGUGGUUUCUGAAGAAACAUUUCGUGGUGUCCGUAAGAAACUUCACGUCUUGGGUUACAAUGAACCCCUGAGCAUUGACAGUGUGUUGCUGGUCGAACGAUUACUGGACGAUUUAGUUCUCACUACUCACAGUCUUAGAGAAACCAAGAAGGAGUUAGCUUCAAAGUUGUGUGCUGAACAAGAGCAUCGCGAUCUCUUGUUGCAAUCUGAAAAUGCCUCUGAUAAAAAUGAGACUUAUCACUUUGGUUGUGGAGUAUCGGACACUUACCCGUCUUGCGAACGACGAAUUAAAGCAAUUAAAUCGAAACCCCAUCUACUAGAUGCCAAUUCUCGUGGUCAAAUCUUCAAUUCAUCUUUAGUGGAUAUAGUUAACUACUGUGAUAAAGUUGGUAUGCAGAUAUCUGGACCUUCUUCGGAAUUCCCGAAUAAUAUCCCAGAUCUCACUACGAUCUCCACUUGCGACCGAACACAAAAAGUCCACUGCGAGCCCCAACCAAGAAACGUUGAUGCCGUUGCUCCUCCAGUUCAUCCCGGUAACAACGCCUCAAAUUACGAUGAUGAAGAUGCCGCACAUCCGAGAAAUUAUUGUUGCAGUGUCGCGAGACUUUUGGACGAAACCGAAAGAGCGGAUAAUCCGGAGAUUGAGCUGAGGAAUGAGGAGAUCGAUCGCUUGCGACAGAUCAUAGAUGGUGAGAAGAGACCACUUGACUCGAUUGUUAUGGAAAGUCAACAGCGGCAGACAGACAGGAUUAUUGAACAACUCCAGUUCCAAGUCGAUUUACUCCAAAUGAGGAAUCAAGAGCUGGAAAAACGGCUGCUGGCUCGAGUGGAAUCUGCAUUCCAGCCAACCCAAUCGCCACCUUUGGAAAAACGUGAACGGGCUUCGCAGUGUAGUAUCAUGGAGAACACAAGUGAUGCUAGGGAACUUCCCUGCUUAUUGCGGACUGAUCGGUGGGAGAUGGUAGAAAUGUUGGACAACUUCGAAAAAACCAAUAAACACUACCUCGGUCGGGUGGAUGAGCUAGUGAAUAGUCAGAAGAAGAUGGUCCUUGAGAUUGAUCGUCUAAAACGCCUCAUCCCACCCACCAAAAAGCCCACCCCAGCCGUUCGCCGAGGACCAACGAGAAUCACGAACAAAAAGGCUUCUCCUUCGACAUUAAACGCUCCCGCAAAUCCAACUCCACAACUCCCAGACAAUUGUGAACCGCCUGUGAAGGCGUACAUCGAGGGUUUAAUUGCUGACCGUCAGACGUUGCGAACCCAGGUGGACUACUUGACGCAGUGCAUGCGUCGGUGGUUCGCUACACCAACUCAAAACGCUGCCAUCGUCCCAGCUGGUGAUUGUUUUGGAUCUGACACCUUCUUUACCCGCGACAACCAAAAUGUGCACGUCCAAACCACAGAGAGUAACUCCUCGAAAGUCGCCUUCACCUCGAAUGACGCGUCAGUCAGGAAGGCACUUGACAUGGAGAUGUUAAAAGGACUGUUGAAGGCGACUGAGGCGGAGCGUGAUCACUACAUACGGAAAACGGAGGAAUCCCAAAUUGAACUCUCGCGUCUCACUCGCCUAUCAAACUACCACCGUUGCCAAAGCCAAAUGGCCGCCUUUGUUAAUCCAGAGACCGACGCUGAGCUGCAGGCAGUAAAGAAGGAGCGCAAUGAACUGCAGGCGGCUCUAAACAAAUUCGAGCGCAGCUUACUAGAGGCAGAAGAAGUUCGUUCCUUGCAAUCGGAGAGAGAUAAUCUUCUAAUCCAACUCGACGAGGCUCGUCACUCGCUGGCCACGAUUUCUGAGGCUCCUACUAAAAACCACCAUUCUCACGAUGCUGCGUCACAGUCCCUGGAGCCUUGUACAGAAUCCCACGAGCAUAGAAUCGAUCGCGGUGAAUGCUGUCAAAGAUGUGUUGAAGCGUUGGAAGCUCAUCGUGUUGAUCACUGUGGCGAGGUUCUGCCAUCGUCCAUCAACCGAGCCACUUCCCCCAUGCUGAAAACUCAGCUUGCUCUUGAAACGGAACAGGAAGAACAACUGAGGGCGGAAAUCCGUUGCCUUAGCCAGACUCUUUCAGGUACACAGAAGCAGCUCGAUGCCUCGAGGAAGCGCAAUGACGAGCUAGCUAAUCGGGUGCUGCAGCUAAACAACGAACUCGAGGAAUUACUCCAAACAUCUUCUGAAAAGGAGGAGGCGGCAAAGACAACCGAGCAACUUCAAGCGGCACUGGCGCAAACGCGUGCUCAGAAUUCGGCCCUCGCUAGUGAGCUUUCAAUGCGAAAAGACAUGUACAAUGAGUUGGGCAAGGAGAAGCAGCUGUCCGAUGCCAUGGCUGCCGAGGCCCAACGCGAUCUCCAGUGUUUAAACAGCCGGAUUUCUGAGCUGGAUAUGGAGCUCAGGCGCACCCGCGAAGAUGUCGCACGUUUGCAAAAAGUUGCCUCGCAGCUUGAUGCAGAAAAAGACGCCCUGCAAUCAGCUCUUGACGACCGCACUGAGGAACUCGUGGCUUUGAAACAAGAUGCUACCGGUAAAGCUCAACUUCUUGAGGAGAAUGAGCGUUAUUUAAGCAACGCUGAACUGCGCCUUCGUCGACUCACCGAGACGGCAGCUGACCGGGAUCGCGAGGUCCGCGCACUGACUGAACGUCUCCACGAACUGGAGAACUCUUCCAAGAUUGUAAAUCAAAGUCGGGCUAUUUCGGAGGAAAAAUACGCAAAGGCUAAAGCUGACGUAGCAGUCCUCACCAAUGAGAUUGAGAGCCUAACGUCCCGCCUGCAAGAGGCCACCAAUGCAAAUAUUGAACUCGAACAGCGCCUUAGUGAAGCUGUCCGAAAUUUCGUCGCUUCCGAGCAAGCCAUGGAGGCCAAACUCAGGGAACACAGCGAUCUUCUGCUGCAUUACAGUUCAUUGAGCAAGGAGUUUGAGGCAACUUCGAAGAGAAAUCUGGAGCUUGAACAAAGUCUGCGUGAUCUCGAGAAGGGCCUGCAGGACAAAGAAGCCAGUCUGAGAGUCCACCUCGAGCGUGCACAAAAGGCCGAACUGGACGCCCUGAACUCAAGACGCGAGCUCCUCGUCGCUGAGGAAAAGUGCGCUCGUUUGAGCAUCGUCGCGGAGGAGGCUGAUGCUCGGGCCAGACAACUCAGUGGCGAGUUGGACGAACUUCGCAAGGAGCUCGAGGCCUCUCGCGAGCUUGCUGGCGACUUGCAGACGCGAAUGGAUCAGACUAAUGUGCAGUCUGCCGACCUUUCCAUGAAAACACACGACUUGAGCGCCAAACUUGCUGAAUGCGAGCGUCAACUCGAAAGUGCUCUUCGCGAGGCAAGUUUUGGCUCACCAGGUUUUUGUGCCGCAUUUCUUAUCAGCACUCGGUUUGACUUCAAGUUCUUUGCAGACUACACGACAAAGAGGAACGAUACGAACGAGCUGAACUUACAGACUGCCCUCGAGACGAAGACAAAGGAGUGCGAGCAGCUGCGUGAGGAAACGCUGACAGCGCACCAGGCCGUCAACGUCGCUACGACCGAGGCCCUAGCCAUGCACCAGAAGCUCACCUCGCGCCUCAAGCAAACCAACGCGUCUGCGCCUCUCGCAGCGACACCCCCGCUGAGCAUCUCUGCUGCCACUCCCACCACCGCCACCGCGGUGUGCCCGGCCGUCGGCGCGUCUGCAGCGACGUCCACGCACCACCGAAACACCCUUUUCUACACGUCCGCCUCACGGUCCAAUGAACAGCUGGUGGCUCAAAAGCGGGCCGCAUCAGCGGCAGUGCCUUCUGCUGAAGGGUUUCUAGCCCCGUCACACAACGAGGAACCCUCAUUAAACUUCACACCCUCGGUAUCGGCAAUGUCCGUUUCAUCGGAUGUAUUGGCACAGCAUUGUCCACCCACAGCAGAUGGUGGCUUCCUUUCUUCCCCAACACGUGCUGCAGCGACCAAUUCGAAGGUGCCUCGUUUUAGGGACCAAGGGACUGGUCUACCUGCCUCUUCUGGGUGUUGCUCGUCGACGGAAUUGAUUAAAGCGCGUUGCCCGAGAAGCGCUGCCUCCAUGCCCACCAGUGUUGACACCGACUCCGCUGUGAACCCGAAGACGGCUACUAAAAACCGCUUGAAAUUCUAUGUCGGUGAGGAUGGCCUGGCCCCUCCCCUCGACUCAACCCACAAAAGCCACCUUCGAGUCACUGCGGCUUAUGUGCCUCGCAUGAUGAAGUGGUACAACCACGGCUACUUUGAUUCCUGCAAUUGUGAAAGUGGAAGUGACGUCGAUAUUGACGCCUCUAUUGAUAACGGUGAUGAUGAUUUUCGAGACAUUUUAUCCCUGACAAACUCCGAUGAUGGGAAACUUUGUCAAGAGGGAUGCUUUCGUCCGACUUAG
This is a messenger RNA of Mesocestoides corti, 4365 nucleotides long. Lineage: Eukaryota; Metazoa; Platyhelminthes; Cestoda; Cyclophyllidea; Mesocestoididae. The record is from the annotation of a GenBank genome assembly.